UCAAACUAGCGAAGUUUUCCGGGGGAAAAUGUGCUCCCGGGUAUAGAGGCAAGUUGUUAUUACUCCGUAUUCAGGACUCGGGGAGAGAGGAGAGGUUUGCUGGCAUCAUCAGGAUCCACUCUACUCUUCUCAGCUUCUCUGCUUCCGGGAUGCUCUCCCUAUUGCGCCGCCGCCUCCUCGCCCUGCCCUUCUCCACGCUGCAAUCGCCCGCACCCGCGGCCACCCCCGCUCCGUCUUCUUCUCUCGACGCGGCGGCGGUGCUGGAGACGCUCUCGCUCUACACAAACGACUGGCGCCGGGCGCUCGACUUCUUCCACUGGUCCGCCUCCCCCGCCGGCGCCAACCUGCCGCCGACCGCGGCCACCCUCUCCCGCGCCAUCGACAUCCUCGGCAAGCACUUCGAGUUCCCGCUCGCCACCUCCCUGCUCCUCUCCCACCACGACCCCUCGGACCCCGCCUUCCUCCGCCCCGCACUCCGCGCCCUCCUCAACCGCCUCGCCGCCGCCAACCUCGUCGACGACGCUGUCCGCGUGUUCGAAUCCACCGCCGGCUCCAUCGGCCUGCGGGACGAGGCCUCCUUCCACCUCCUCAUCGAUGCGCUCUGCGACCACCGCCGCGUCGAUGAGGCCCACCACCUGUGCUUCGGCAAGGCCCCGCCGCCGUUCCCGCCGGGGACCAAGACCCACAACCUGCUCCUCCGUGGAUGGGCCAAGACGCGCGCCUGGACGCGUCUCCGGCAGCACUGGUUCGACAUGGACAAUCGAGGCGUCGCCAAGGAUCUCCAUUCCUACUCCAUCUACAUGGAUGCGCUUGCCAAAUCAGGGAAGCCCUGGAAGGCCGUCAAGGUGUUCAAGGAGAUGAAACAGAAACGACUUCCGGUGGAUAUUGUUGCGUACAACACUGCGAUCCACGCGAUUGGGCUGGCGCAAGGCGUCGAUUUCUCUGUUCGGUUGUAUAGGCAGAUGGUUGAUGCUGGUUGCAAGCCGAAUACUGCCACUUUUAAUACGAUUGUCAAGCUAUUGUGCAAGGAAGGGAGGUUCAGGGAAGGUUAUGCGUUUGUACAGCAGAUGCACAAGGCCGGGUGUGAGCCCAAUGUGCUCACCUACCAUUGCUUCUUCCAGUAUUUGAGCCGCCCGCAGGAGGUCCUUGUACUGUUUGAGAAAAUGCUCGAGAGGGGUUGUCGGCCAAGGAUGGACACGUAUGUCAUGCUCAUAAAGAGGUUUGGGCGUUGGGGUUUUCUUCGUCCAGUGUUCUUUGUGUGGAAGACAAUGGAAGAACAAGGGCUCAGCCCGGAUGCAUUUGCGUACAACACACUUAUUGAUGCAUUGCUGGAAAAGGGAAUGGUGGAUUUGGCUAGGAAGUAUGACGAGGAGAUGCUUGCAAAGGGGCUGUCACCCAAGCCAAGGAAAGAGCUAGGGACUCAGUUGCCAGGAGCAGAGUCUGACAGUGAUAAUGCGAUGAGUGGUGUGUUUUGAUGCUGAGAAUUAGCCAGGAAAAAUGGUAUCAGCGUGUUCGUCUGUCCACUGGUUAUCAUGGGACCACUGGGAGUGAUUCACAAUGAAGUGGUGAUGUCCAUGUUUCCCUUUCCCAGAGAAAGUAGGCUUCAUGUUCAUGGAGAUCUAUUUUGAGACCUUGGAUUUUAUAUUGAAGUAAAGAUCAAAAGCAUUAUUACAUUUCAUGUCAAUUAUCAAGCAGCUGCUCCCUGAGAAAACAAUUGCAAGUGGAGGUGCUUGGCUCAGAUGUUUUGCUCACAGUUUGCUUUAAUUUGUGUUCCUGGAAAGCCCUGUUGCUCAAGUUGACGAAUGACAACUAAAUGGCUGGGAGCUGAGUUGGACUGUUAGCCUGAUUCAACCUUUGAUACAAUGAUGAAUGGCUUAUUCACAGGAAGUUUGAUAUUACAGGUUUAGCGGAUUUCCUUUGCUCCUCAGAGAUUGUGGCAUCAUUCUGACUGCCCUGGGAUGAUGAUGAAUCAAUGUCUUGAAGGGGUUUUAAUCAUACAGUCAUUAUACAUUUGAAGAGAAAUGAUACAGUGAUACUGGUCGUUCUUAAACUUUGUGUGGCUUCCCUAUGGAAACUAUGAAAGGAUAUGCGACAUCUCAUGGCAUGCCGGCAUCUCGGAAGUCGGAAUAGCAGCAUGCCAUGCAUAGAGGAUUUAUGAGCUGUUCAUACAAAUUGUAGCAUUCCUUAUAUAAUCUCGAGUGACUAUCAGAUGCGGGGAACAGAAAGAAACUACAGGCGCUUGGACGAAGGACGUCUACUGAUCUACUGAUGACCUUGCAAGGAAGAUAACGUAGUACCAUAAACCCGGUGCUGGACUGACAGAAGAUGAUGGGGGUACAGGAGUAGCAUCCUGCGAGAUAAAAUAUGCACGGAGGAAUCAGUGAAGAUUCUGGAGUAAUGACUCUGCAGCCCUUUUGAAGACAAGAAUAUUUGAUGUUUUAUUGCUUUACCAUCUGCCUAGUUCCUUUUUUUUAGACCUCUGUCUAGUACUACUCUAGUUCCUUUUUUGGGCGUGUAAACAUCAACAUGCACUGUCUUUAGUUACCUCUGGUUUCUGUAGCUACUCUCAUGCCCCGUUUGGAACAAAGGUUUUUCAUAGGAAUUUCACAUGAAAGGAAUUCUGCAGGAAAUUUUCC
This is a messenger RNA of Brachypodium distachyon (stiff brome), 2636 nucleotides long. RefSeq names its product pentatricopeptide repeat-containing protein At1g80550, mitochondrial. Lineage: Eukaryota; Viridiplantae; Streptophyta; Magnoliopsida; Poales; Poaceae. Bases 150 to 1475 code for a protein of 441 amino acids. The transcript is spliced from 2 exons. The record is from RefSeq and is a predicted model, not a curated record. Gene Ontology annotation, molecular function: protein binding.